Molecule: messenger RNA, 1065 nt
Organism: Setaria italica (foxtail millet)
Lineage: Eukaryota; Viridiplantae; Streptophyta; Magnoliopsida; Poales; Poaceae
Product: germin-like protein 1-4
Exons: 2
Coding region: 137-841 (234 amino acids)
Biological process (GO): regulation of root development; plasmodesmata-mediated intercellular transport
Cellular component (GO): plasmodesma; cell wall
Molecular function (GO): manganese ion binding
Source: RefSeq, a predicted model, not a curated record
GCUCCAUCCUUUACGUGCUUAACUACCUACAGCUCACACACCAGUACACAGCUAACUAGCACACUAGAUCUCUAGAAGAAGCUCCAGUCAGCUAGCUGCUGGGAGCUACUAGGACCAACCAAUCAUCACGAGAACCAUGGCGCACAAGCUCCCCGCCAUUAUUCUCCUCGGCACCCUCGCCGUCCUGCUCUCGUUCGCCGCACCACCGCUGGUGCAUGUGGUCGCCGGCGACCCCGACAUGCUCCAGGACAUCUGCGUCGCCGACUACAAAUCCCUUCAGGGCCCGCUGCGGGUGAACGGGUUCCCGUGCAAGCCCGAGGGGAACGUGACGGCGGACGACUUCUUCUUCGGCGGGCUGGCGAAGGCCGCCGACGUGUACACCGGCAACCCGAUGGGGUCGGCGACGACGGCGGCGGACGUGGCGGCGCUCCCGGGGCUCAACACCCUGGGCGUGUCCAUGGCGCGCACCGACUACGCGCCGUGGGGCGGGGUGAGCCCGCCGCACGCGCACCCGCGCGCCACCGAGAUCCUCUUCGUCGUCGAGGGCACCCUCGAGGUGGGCUUCGUCACCGCGGCGGGGAACCGGCUCCUCACCCGCACCGUCGCGAAGGGCGGGGUGUUCGUGUUCCCGCGCGGCCUCCUGCACUUCCAGCGCAGCGUCGGGGCGGCGCCCGCCGUGGCGGUGUCGGCGUUCGACAGCCAGAUGCCCGGCACGCAGACGGCCGCCGCGGCGCUGUUCGGCGCCGCGCCGGCGGUGCCCACGGACGUGCUGGCGCGGGCGUUCCAGACCGACGGCGGGGUCGUGGAGAGCAUCAAGUCCAAGUUCCCUGACGCCGUGUGAAUUUUGUGACGUGGUUCGUCGAAAAAAAAAUUUGUGACGUGCAGACGUGGCGUGAGCUCAAUCCAUCCGUCCGUGGGCAACCCAACGUAACUGGGCAGAUUGGCGCGCCCGUUCAGGAAACAAAAUGUUUGUGGCUUUUAUCUUGCGUCAAUUUGUCAAGGUAACUGUAUUCUUUUUUGUCUAAAGUGAUCAAUCAUAGAAGACGCAGUCGAGUCUUUAAUUUC